Messenger RNA from Cynoglossus semilaevis (tongue sole), 6126 nucleotides. It is a transcript of the gene col11a1a, whose product is annotated as collagen, type XI, alpha 1a. Gene Ontology annotation, molecular function: extracellular matrix structural constituent. The transcript has 68 exons. The record is from RefSeq and is a predicted model, not a curated record. Lineage: Eukaryota; Metazoa; Chordata; Actinopteri; Pleuronectiformes; Cynoglossidae. The coding region runs from base 514 to 6126 and encodes 1870 amino acids.
GUUGACUCUAAAAAUAUGUAUAUAUAAACAUUUUUGUCCUCUCUUGUGCCAAAAAUACUUAAAACCUUCACAUUCCUGUAAACGUAUUUGGAUAAACUUCUUUUUCCCGGGUCUCAGCCCGGACAGACCUGCACGCACGCUAGCGUGGGGGAGCUAAUGGGUGGACCCAAAGGAGGAUUUCCAGCCCCGUGAUUUGCUAAUCAGGGGCUGGUUACCCUGUCAAUCCUUUGUAAUCGUGGCUCUGGUUUGUGGAGCUGGCCCAGCCCUCCUGUCGGCGGACGCACCAAGGGUAGAGACUGCGUUCUGCGCGUUUUGGUAAAAGCCCGACUCCCUUCACUGUGAAGGCUGGGCACUGGGAAAGGAGGAUCGGGGGCCUCGUAACUGAGAGAAGAGGCUGAAACUCUACACAUAUGGCUUUUUUCUAGGACUGUUUCCAUCAUAAUUUGGGAUUGUGGACGGGACGGAAUUGAAAAUCACCUGAAGUCGCCCAGAGGUUUUAUUCACUUGUGGGCCAUGGAGAUGCAAAGGUGGUCCACAAGGUGGAAAACGAAAAGGUGGCUAAUGGAUUCCACUGUAACGGCAUUCAUCACUUUAACCCUGGUUCUGCAGGCUGCUCACGUCAAAGCAGCAGAACCAGUGGACAUCCUGAAAGUAUUACCAUUUCAAAAUCUCCCCGAAGGAGUAACAAAAACAUCAGGAUUUUGCACAAACCGAAGAGCUUCACAGCCUGACUCAGCAUACAGAAUUUCCCAGCAGGCCCAGCUUAGUGUCCCCACCAGCCAUUUAUUCCCUGAAAAUGUUUUCCCCGAGGACUUCUCCAUCCUGACCACAGUGCGUCCCAAGGCUGGCCUACAGUCUUUUUUGCUGUCCAUAUAUAACGGCCAAGGGGUGCAGCAGCUAGGUGUCGAACUGGGACGCUCGCCCGUCUUCCUCUAUGAGGAUCAGACUGGCAAACCUGACCCAGAGGACUACCCUCUGUUCAAUAACCUCAACCUGGCUGAUGGAAGGUGGCACCGCGUGGCCAUCAGCGUAGAGAAGAAGAUGGUCACUAUUAUCGUUGACUGUAAAAAGAAGAUCACCAAGCCUCUCCUCAGGAGUGACUCAGGUUCUAUCGAAACCAACGGAAUCACCGUCUUUGGCCGCAGGGUUGUUGACGGCGAGGUUUUCCAGGGUGACAUCCAGCAGCUUCUCGUUGUGGCUGAGCCCCAAGCUGCGUACGACUACUGUGAACACUACAGCCCCGACUGUGACACCCCGCACAAGGAUUCGCUGCAGGCCCAGGAGCCGGAGUAUGAGAGAAAGAAACGUAGUGUCUCCGAGAAAACGAAGAGGACCAGAAAGUCCCUCAGUAAAACUAAGGCCAAGCCCCUUAGGUUUCUGGCAGCCAAAAAAUCACCAGCUAAAAAGUUUCCCGCUAAGAAGAAACGACAGAUGCCUGGCUACCAGGCCACAGCGCCAGCGCGACCCAGAGGAAAUUUUAGGCCAAACAAUGUAGAAGGAGAUUACGGUAUUGACUACGGAACUGUAGAUGAAAUUCUCACUGAUUCCUUUGCCACCAGUGGACCCUUGGAGGAGGAGGAGGAGGAGGUCACCGGUGCCUCCGUCACCGAGGACGCUCCGAUUGCCCCGGAGCCCACCGCUGUCCGGGAAACCUCGGACAACUUGGACACCGGUGCGGAGUCAUACGACUUUAAGGAGUAUGACCUUAAAGAGUAUGACUUGGGCGGCGUUGACAGCAAGUUGUAUGACUAUGGGGCGUACGAUGAGUAUGGCACAGCCCAGCCCAGGCCCUCGGAGGCCUACGAUGAUGAGGUGGGGCCCGGGGUUGCCGCGGAAACCGACGUUUCGGAGAGCACCGUGGCCGGCGCUGAAGGAGUCUUGGGCCAGAAAGGAGAGAAGGGGGACCCGGCUGUGAUCGAACCAGGCAUGCUGAUUGAAGGCCCACCAGGACCACCCGGACCAGCUGGUCUCCCAGGUCCCUCGGGCCUACAAGGACCCCCAGGUACUUCAGGAGAUCCUGGCGAGAGGGGUCCUCCCGGUCGUGCUGGCCUGCCCGGUGCCGACGGUUUACCAGGGCCUCCUGGUACCAUGCUGAUGUUGCCAUUCCGUUUCGGUGGCGACGGUGAGAAAGGUCCAGCGGUGUCUGCCCAAGAAGCCCAAGCUCAGGCCAUCCUCUCUCAGGCCAGACUGGCUAUGAGGGGCCCCCCGGGGCCGAUGGGUCUGACAGGAAGAUCAGGACCAGUGGGUCCACCUGGAAGUUCUGGACUGAAGGGCGAAAGCGGAGAUCCCGGUCCUCAGGGACCUCGUGGUAUGCAGGGGCCUCCGGGACAAAUGGGCAAACUUGGCAAAAGAGGUCGUGCCGGAUCUGACGGUGCUCGUGGAAUGCCCGGAGAGCCAGGCUCCAAGGGUGACCGAGGAUUCGAUGGACUCCCUGGCCUGCCUGGUGAAAAGGGUCACAGGGGCGAGCCAGGGCCCAUGGGACCUCACGGUUCCCCUGGAGAGGAUGGACAGAGGGGUGAGGAUGGAGAGAUCGGACCCAGAGGAUUACCAGGAGAGAGUGGUCCUCGAGGUUUGCUUGGACCUCGUGGUUCUCCAGGACCUCCUGGAUCUCCCGGUGUCGCUGGUGUUGACGGGCCUCCUGGUCCCAAAGGAAACAUGGGACCGCAAGGAGAACCCGGCCCACCUGGGCAGCAGGGAAUCCCGGGAACACAGGGUCUUCCUGGACCUCAGGGCCCCAUUGGACCACCUGGAGAAAAAGGACCUCAGGGCAGGUCAGGAUUGGCUGGAUUACCUGGAGCUGAUGGGCCUCCUGGUCAUCCUGGCAAAGAGGGGCCACCGGGAGAGAAAGGAGCGCAGGGUCCUUCAGGUCCUCAGGGUCCCAUUGGGUAUCCCGGACCUCGUGGUGUGAAGGGCGCCGACGGUGUCCGUGGUCUCAAGGGGUCGAAGGGAGAGAAGGGUGAGGAUGGUUUCCCAGGUUUCAAGGGUGACAUGGGAAUCAAAGGAGACCGGGGUGAGCUGGGCAUGCUCGGGCAACGUGGAGAAGAUGGUCCCGAGGGUCCAAAAGGUCGAGCUGGACCCAACGGAGAAUCAGGACCACUUGGACCUGCUGGAGAAAAGGGUAAACUUGGUGUUCCAGGAUUACCAGGUUAUCCAGGAAGACAAGGACCAAAGGGCUCACACGGUUUCCCUGGUUUCCCUGGAGCCAACGGAGAGAAAGGAGCGAGGGGACUUGCUGGUAAAGCUGGUCCCAGAGGACAGAGAGGCCCAACAGGUCCUCGUGGUGCACGUGGAGCCAGAGGUCCAACAGGAAAACCAGGACCUAAGGGCACAUCUGGCAAUGAUGGUCCUCCGGGUCCCCCUGGUGAGAGAGGACCUCAAGGACCGCAGGGACCUGUCGGCUUCCACGGACCGAAGGGCCCACCUGGACCGCCCGGGAAAGACGGGCUGCCCGGACAUCCUGGUCAGCGAGGAGAAACAGGUUUCCAAGGCAAAACCGGUCCACCAGGCCCAGGAGGUGUUGUCGGACCUCAGGGUCCAACAGGAGAGACCGGUCCUGUCGGAGAGAGAGGCCACCCUGGACCCCCGGGUCCACCUGGUGAACAAGGUCUUCCAGGUUCUGCUGGCAAAGAGGGAGCAAAGGGAGAUCCGGGACCACAAGGACCGUCCGGAAAAGAUGGCCCUCCUGGUCUCCGAGGCUUCCCCGGAGAGAGAGGUCUGCCUGGCGCCACGGGUCCAGCAGGUCUGAAGGGAGGAGAGGGUCCACAGGGUCCGCCCGGUCCUGUCGGUUCCCCCGGUGAGAGAGGAGCUGCCGGUCCUGCCGGUCCCAUCGGUUUGAGUGGUAGACCUGGUCCUCAGGGUCCUCCGGGUCCUGCUGGAGAAAAAGGAGCACCUGGUGAGAAAGGACCUCAAGGCCCAGCCGGUCGUGAUGGUGUCCAGGGUCCUGUUGGUCUACCCGGGCCCCCCGGACCCCAGGGUCCACCUGGAGAGGAUGGUGACAAGGGAGAGGUCGGAGAGCCGGGUCAAAAAGGAAGUAAAGCUGACAAAGGAGAACAGGGUCCUCCUGGUCCAGCUGGUCUACAAGGCCCCAUAGGAGCUCCAGGUCCUGCUGGAGCUGAUGGAGAGCCGGGCCCCAGAGGUCAGCAGGGUAUGUUUGGACAGAAGGGAGAUGAAGGAGCCCGCGGUUUUCCCGGACCUCCCGGUCCCAUCGGUCUGCAGGGGCUUCCCGGACCCUCCGGUGAGAAGGGAGAGAUGGGUGACGUUGGCCCGAUGGGUCCUCCUGGUCCUCCUGGUCCCAGAGGUCCUCAGGGUCCCAGUGGAGCUGAUGGUCCACAAGGUCCUCCAGGUGGCGUGGGUCCAAUGGGAGCCGUGGGUGAAAAGGGUGAGCAAGGCGAGGCCGGAAACCCAGGACCAUCCGGAGAGCCCGGUACAGGGGGACCCAAAGGUGAGCGAGGAGAGAAGGGAGAAUCCGGGCCUCCCGGAGCCGCUGGACCUGCUGGUGCCAAAGGUCCCCCCGGAGACGACGGUCCAAAGGGAAACCCGGGCCCCGUCGGAUUCCCCGGAGACCCCGGUCCUCCUGGAGAACCUGGUGUUGCUGGCACCGAUGGAGAAUCUGGAGAGAAGGGAGACGACGGAGAGGCCGGUCAAGCGGGACCUCAAGGAGCUGCUGGGUCAGAGGGCAGGCAAGGAGAAAAGGGCGCCAAGGGUGAGGCUGGUGCAGAGGGUCCGGCAGGUAAAACGGGACCAGUAGGACCCCAGGGACCUCCGGGAAAACCUGGUCCGGAGGGCUUGCGUGGAAUCCCCGGUCCUGUGGGAGAACAAGGACUACCAGGCGCUCCGGGACAGGACGGUCCACCUGGCCCCAUGGGUCCUCCUGGUCUUCCAGGUCUGAAAGGUGAUCCUGGAUCGAAGGGUGAAAAGGGUCACCCAGGUCUGAUUGGUUUGAUCGGACCGCCCGGAGAGCAAGGAGAGAAAGGAGACCGAGGUCUGCCCGGACCCCAAGGUUCACCUGGUGGCAAGGGUGACAGUGGUAUCGGUGGUUCCUCUGGUCCUCUGGGUCCUCCUGGUCCCCCUGGUCUGCCUGGUCCACAAGGUCCUAAAGGAUCCAAGGGUUCCUCUGGUACCGCGGGGCCAAAGGGAGACACCGGUUCGGUUGGUCCUCCCGGUCCUCCAGGUCCGCCCGGUGAGGUCAUCCAGCCACUGCCCAUCCAGUCACCCAAGAAGACCAAACGCUCCAGCGACGUGCAGUCGGACGCCGCCGGUUUCCUCAUGGAUUACGGCGAGGGCAUGGAGGACAUUUUCGGCUCGUUGAACAACCUCAAGCAGGACAUCGAGCGAAUGAAGUACCCAAUGGGAACAGAGAACAAUCCCGCAAGGACGUGCAAAGACCUGCAGCUGAGUCACCCAGAGUUCCCUGAUGGUGAAUACUGGAUCGAUCCGAACCAAGGCUGCUCAGGGGAUUCCUUCAAAGUCUACUGUAAUUUUACUGCAGGGGGCGAAACCUGCAUCUACCCAGAUAAGAAGUCAAAUGGAGUCAGAAUAUCUUCAUGGCCCAAAGAGGUUCCGGGAACAUGGUACAGUGAAUUUAAGCGCGGUAAAACACUAUCCUACACUGACGCGGAUGGAAAAGAGAUAAACAUGGUACAGAUGACCUUCCUUAGACUACUGACGGCCUCGGCCAGGCAAAACUUUACCUACAGCUGCCACCAAUCCGUGGCAUGGCACGACGCCACCAACGACAACUACGACAAGGCGCUGCGAUUCCUGGGCGCCAACGACGAGGAGAUGUCCUUCGACAACAACCCUUACAUCAAGGCCGUUAAAGACGAAUGCGCGAUCAAGAAGGGAUACGGAAAGACUGUGAUGGAGAUUAACACUCCCAAAAUUGAUCAGGUGCCAAUCGUGGACGUCAUGUUGACUGACUUUGGGGACCCUAACCAGAAGUUUGGGUUUGAAGUUGGGCCCUUGUUCCCUUGGUUUACCGAUGUUUCCUGCACCGCCACCACCUUUUUAUUCACCAGUCGUGGUCUUAAGCUCCACGUCCCUUUGGCAGCAUCUUCAGGUGGCCAGGAGGAGGCCAUGGCAGUGACCACGUCUUCAACCAGGAUUGGCAAAUUUGAGGCCAGGUGA